CAGGCUAGUGGGUUCAGUGUCAGAAUUCGCCUCCAGCUUAUCUGCUGCUGACCUCCACAUUCGAUCAGGGCUAUGGCGUCCACCCUGCUUUCCCUGACCACAUUCUCUCCGCUUUCAGUGGCGAGAGUCUCAUGCAGACGGUCUGCCGCUCAGAAGCAAUCUAAGCUACGACCACUCGUGGUCGCGUCCGCGGUACAACCGACGAGCCGUUCCGUUCUCACUGGUUCCGAUAAUGCCGCAUGCGUAGCGACAGAUCCCGCCGUGAGAUCAACGGCAACGGCGGUAUUCACAUCCCUCGCGGCGUUUUUCCCGACGGCGCUCCCGGUUCUUGCGGAGGAGGUUGCCGUCGAUGCCGCUGAGGCCGCGGCUGCUGUUCCGGAUUCGCUCGGUUACGUGGUGCUGGCGAUUCCGCUCGUGGCGUAUGGCGGAUUCUAUCUCUUCCGGUCCACGGUGAAUCCCAGGGCUGGCUUCCUGGACUUCGCGUUUGUUCUCGGGGCCACGGUUAUUGUGGCCAACCUCUUGACCUCGUUCAUUCUUAAGGUCCGCCUUUACUGAGUGUUAGCGAGCCCAGAAUGCAAGCAAUGCAUUGCUCCAUAAGCAACAGGAGCACAGUACGAAAUGCUGCUUGCGCCUGUCUAGGUUCACUGCAUCUUUGUAGGAAUGCGGAUUUUGCUGCACGUAGUGGGUCCGUCCGUCUAAAUGCCUCCAGGAAGUCAUCCGCACGCAACGCAAGGCCAUGCAGGCCUGGUGCACUGUACUCGUUACGAGCUGGCGCUUUUGUUUAUAAGUAAUGCACAAUGGAAUUCUCCCAAG
Closterium sp. NIES-67 is the source of this 813-nucleotide messenger RNA. NCBI's taxonomy places the organism in Eukaryota, Viridiplantae, Streptophyta, Zygnematophyceae, Desmidiales, Closteriaceae. The record is from the annotation of a GenBank genome assembly.